Messenger RNA from Menidia menidia (Atlantic silverside), 1298 nucleotides. The record is from the annotation of a GenBank genome assembly. NCBI's taxonomy places the organism in Eukaryota, Metazoa, Chordata, Actinopteri, Atheriniformes, Atherinopsidae.
GGAGUGCCUGUGUGUGUCUCAUUCACUGUGAGGGACGGGCUGUUGCCGGUGGCUGGCUCCGGUAAGUGCUGCAGUGGAUUAGUCAGCUGCAUUUAUUUAAAGGUAGUGCAGAGACGUUGCAGGAGCAGGAGCAGGAGACAGUCAGAGUACAAGUCAACAUGCAGCGCAUCUACAUGCACAGCAAUGAGCACUUUGAAGUUUUCACCACUGUCCUUGCUCCACAAGAUGGUGGUGGUGCACAGCUACAGGCCUCUCUGGCCCGACGAGCUGGAACUGCACCCGGGUGAUGUCAUCCUCGUUCUGUCCAAGCAUGAGGAGGAGAGGUGGUUUGGGCGGCUGCAGGAUGGGCAGCAGGGCUACUUCCCCGCCUCAUGUGUGAUGGAGCUGAGCCAGGCAACUCUGCCGUCUAAGCGCCUUCGAAGGAGUAUAUCUCUGAGGACCACAUCCAGGGACAGUGAAGGCAUCAGAUGUGGAAAAAUCCGACAGAUGUUCCCCACAUCCCCCAGCGCCUUGUCCCGUCCCAGUGCUUUCCUCCCCGCGCCCCUGAACAGUGUACACAUUCUGCAGGCACUCAAGAGGGGGAGCAAAGGAGGAGGGGUGGGGCUGGACAGAGGCCAGGUUGAGCCAGAGGGCCCCUUCCCUGAGCGGAGGCCCCAGAGCUCUCCGCCCCAUCCUGUGCCCUCCCACCCUCAGAUACACAGAUCUCCAAGUUUGCUUCACAGGAUCUUGUCCAAGUGCCGGAAAAAGAGUGAAUGCCAGGGAGCCACCAAUGGGGGCUUCGAGGGUGACUAACAAGUCCUUUACUUUAUCCUGGGGGGCCGAGCACAGUGCACUGUGUGGGCUGUGUGUUGGAGAUGAGGUUGGCGAGCAGAUGUGCUUAUGAAACAUGCAAAUAUGCAUCUUAAAUGUCCAGAUGUGGCCCUGUACUAGUGCCCCAUCAGAUGUUCUUCACUUGGCUACACAGACAAGCAGGAAGUAAAAUGCUGAGAAAACACAACCCAACUAGUGAUGUCGCUGGUUCGCUCGGCCCAUUGCGUCUGAGAAUGUAUGCAGUGAUAUCACUACUCUGGAAGAACGGUAAAGAGUUGGUCUUUUCUGCCCAGUUUCUCAGCAUUGAAUCAAUUGCCACACUGAAGCUUUUGAGAAUAUACAUUUGCAUCAUAGUGAUGAUCAAAUGCAGCUUUUUUCUGUUGCGUUGCAGUGAUGCGAUGCCGUCCCUUUAUCAUGUCUUUUCUCUGAUAUAUGUAUGUAGAUGCAUAACAUGCAAGUCAUAAUGAUGACAGUAAAAACAGUAAAAA